ACACUGAGCUGCAUAUUCCAGAGCUUCUGCUCCUGCUCCAACAGCCCUCUCCUAACGGAAAGAUGAAAGUCCCUGCAGCUGGAUUGGCUCUUCUUCUCAUUUCAGCCUCCUUCUCCCAAACUUUCUCCGGCCCAGCUGGACUCUACAUCCCAAUCUGCUGUUUCACAUACAGACAACACAAACUCCCAUGGAAGCUCAUCCAACGUCAUUACAUCACCAGCAGCAGUUGUCCCCACCUGGCCAUUGUGUUUGUCACAAAGGAAGGCCGCCAGGUCUGUGCUAAUCCCAAAAACACCUGGGUCCAAAGCUACCUGCAAAUCUUGGAGCAGAACUGAGCCAAGCAGUGUGGCAAGAGCAGCUGCUGUCAUGGAAAAGUCACAUUAUCCUGAGCUCCAGCCAUGGAGCAGGGCCCUGGGCCAACAGGAGCCACAGGACCAUGCAGGUGUCCCCAGGGGACUGGUGGAAGACCACCUCGUGUUCAGGUCUGCUGCUCAUCCUUGGCUUGCAUGGACCAGGCUUCAGCCUCAUCCCUCAGGCCCAUGGGACUACACCUUGGCUGUUGUAUUAUUUGAAGUUAUUUAAGAAAUCAUUAUAUGAGGUAGUCAGUCCUUUUUUUCUGUGGAUAAUGAUACUAUUUAUCGGGUGGUGACAGGGAGGGUAUUUAUAGGAGAGUGACCGA
Molecule: messenger RNA, 679 nt
Organism: Prinia subflava (tawny-flanked prinia)
Lineage: Eukaryota; Metazoa; Chordata; Aves; Passeriformes; Cisticolidae
Product: C-C motif chemokine 4 homolog
Exons: 3
Coding region: 63-335 (90 amino acids)
Biological process (GO): immune response
Cellular component (GO): extracellular region
Molecular function (GO): chemokine activity
Source: RefSeq, a predicted model, not a curated record